UACGGCCGAGGCCGGGGGCUCUCGCGAGAGCAGCGUUGGCGCCGUGACCUCCAUGUGAGAGCGGCGGCGCCUGGUAAACACUCCCCGGGGUCGGGAGAUGGCUCCCGGCGGCGCCCGUUAGACCUGGCCGCGGCGGUUCCCGCCAGGCUCCGCCUCGCCUGUGCGCUGCCGCGGGGGGGUCCGCGGCGCGGGCGAUCGGGCAGCGGCAGGGCGAUCGGCUCCGAGUCCCCUUCCCUCUCCGCUCCCCCCCUGAGCGGGGACGGCGGCCCGGCGGGCGGGGAGGCUCGCGCCUGUUCCGCGGGAUUUGAAAAUCCUGCCCCACUGAGUCGAACAAAGAGCGGGGAGAGCGCUCCGGCCCACCCCCCUUCUUCCCUCUCGCGCCGCGGACGCGCCCGCGGCGGGAGCCGACCCCUGUUCCACCGCCGGUCCCAGACCCCCCUCCCGUCCCCGCGGCUGGCUGGCUGAGCCAGGGGGAGCGCGCGCACCAUGUGGAUCCAAGUCCGCACCAUAGACGGCACCCAGACGCAGACCAUCGACGACCUGAGCCGCCUGACCAAGAUCGAGUGCCUGCGGGAGAAGAUACAGGAGACCUUCCGCGUGAGCCCCGACCGCCAGCGCCUCUUCUACCGGGGCAAGCAGCUAGAAGAUGGACACACUUUAUUUGACUACAAUGUUGGACUAAAUGACAUAGUUCAGCUUUUGAUACGUUCUGAAUCUGAAGCUCCUACCGCUGCUUCUGUGACAGAUCAGGAUGGAGAAGUCAAUCUCUGCGCUGUUUCCAACUGCAAGAACAAAGUCAAAAAAACAAACAGUGGAUCAUCCAGUCAGCCAUCUACAUCAUCUCGCUCAUUUCUCAUUGAUCCUGGCAUUGGAUUGUACAAGAUAAAUGAAUUGGUGGAUGCCCGUGAUGUCAGCAUUGGAGCCUGGUUUGAAGCUCAUAUAGAAAAUGUUACCCGAGCAACAAAGGGACAUAAGAAUGGUAAAGCUCAAGGAAAGAGCGGUAACAUUUACAAAAGGACUAAUGGAAACUUAAGUCAAGAUCAUUCUAGAGAAAAUGUAAAUAAUUUGGACAGUACACCAUCCACAUCUUAUUCAGACUGUAUGGACACUGAUGAAGAAGCUAUUUAUCAUAUCAAGUAUGAUGAGUACCCAGAGAAUGGCAUAGUAGAAAUGGACACCAGUAAUCUUCGACCGCGAGCAAGAACCAUUCUGAAGUGGAGUGAACUAAAAGUGGGUGAUGUGGUGAUGGUUAACUACAAUGUUGAGACUCCAGAAGAAAGAGGAUUUUGGUUUGAUGCAGAAAUUACCUCUUUGAGAGAAAUCUCAAGGACUAACAAAGAGGUUCAUGCUAAAAUUCUGCUGGGAGGCCCAGAAGACACAAUAAAUGAUUGUAAGAUCCUUUUUAUAGAGGAAAUGUACAAGAUUGAAAAGCCAGGAGCCUAUCCAUUGACAUUUGGGGAUGGAGAUUUCAAAAGAAAAAGUGGCCCUGAAUGCAAGCACUGUAGGGCUGAUCCAGAUAAGGAAUGCCGUUUUUGUUCAUGUUAUUUGUGUGGUGGAAAACAGGAUGCUCACAUGCAACUCCUGUGUGAUGAAUGUAAUAUGGCUUAUCAUAUAUACUGUCUGAACCCUCCCUUAAGCAAGAUACCAGAAGAUGAGGACUGGUAUUGUCCUUCCUGCAAAAAUGAUUCUAAUGAAGUUGUAAAGGCUGGAGAAAAGCUCAAACAGAGUAAAAAGAAAGCAAAGAUGCCAUCUGCCAGUACUGAAAGCCAGAGAGACUGGGGCAAGGGCAUGGCCUGUGUUGGUCGUACUAAGGAAUGCACUAUUGUUCCUUCUAAUCAUUAUGGACCUAUACCUGGUGUUCCUGUUGGGACAACCUGGAAAUUCAGAGUUCAGGUGAGCGAAGCAGGUGUUCACAGACCACAUGUGGGUGGAAUCCAUGGGCGCAGUAAUGAUGGAGCUUAUUCACUUGUAUUAGCUGGAGGAUUUGAAGAUGAAGUGGAUCGAGGAGAUGAAUUCACUUACACUGGGAGUGGAGGUAGAGAUCUUUCUGGCAAUAAAAGGAUUGGAGAACAUUCAUUUGAUCAGACAUUAACACACAUGAAUAGGGCAUUGGCCCUUAACUGUGAUGCCCCAUUGGAUGACAAAAAUGGAGCAGAGUCUAAGAACUGGAGAGCUGGUAAGCCAGUCAGAGUAGUGCGCAGUUCAAAAGGACGGAGAAUCAGCAAAUAUGCCCCAGAGGAAGGCAACAGAUACGAUGGCAUUUACAAGGUGGUGAAAUAUUGGCCAGAAAUUGGAAAAUGUGGAUUUUUAGUUUGGCGCUAUCUUCUGAGGAGAGAUGAUGUUGAACCUGCACCUUGGACUUCAGAAGGAAUGGAGCGAUCAAAGAAACUGGGUCUGAGUGUACAGUACCCAGAAGGUUAUUUGGAGGCCAUGGCUAGUAAGGAGAAGAAAGACAAGGUUAAAAAGCAAACUGUGAAACAGGAGCCAACCAGCCAGAGUAAUGGAAACCAGAAAAGGACAAUUGAUGAUGCAGGUAUAGAGGAACCUACUAAUACACCCAAAGCCAUGAGAAUGGGAGAUGGAGGGAAAGGAGAAGCUUUCCAGCUGACCCAAGAGCAGCAAUGGCUGAUUAGAGAAGACUGUAUGAACCAGAAACUGUGGGAUGAAGUACUUGCUUCUCUUAAGGAAGGACCAAAUUUUCUGAAGAAACUGGAACAAUCCUUUAUGUGUGUCUGCUGCCAGGAGCUGGUUUACCAGCCGGUGACAACAGAGUGCCUCCACAACGUCUGUAAAAGCUGUUUACAGCGCUCCUUCAGAGCUGAAGUCUUCACCUGCCCUGCCUGCCGCUAUGACCUGGGAAAGAGCUACACCAUGGUUCCCAACAAGAUACUGCAGACUCUACUGGACCAGUUCUUUCCUGGUUACAGUAAAGGACGAUGAUGUGCUCAGACCCUUCUGUACUUCUCCCAGUGACUUUAUAGACAGUAAAGGAGAAUAAACAUGAGAAAUUCAACAGUGGACCAGCCAGCUUGAUGGGACUCAAUAUAUUGUCACAUUCUGAAGCAGCUAACCCUCUUCCCCUCAUGGCCAUCUUUUUGGUGUAGUGAGAACUCUAAUUCUCAGCUGUCUUUUAACAUCAAGGGUAGUUUUGGCCAGUUAACAAAUAGUUUUUAAAGAAAAGAAAAAAAAAAAAAAAAAAGAAAAGCCUCAGCUCUUACUGGCCUAGCUGAUGCUUCAUUUAUGAUUUAUUUUUUUGUAACUACCUCAGGACAGAGGAAAAUAAAUUGUGGGGAUGACAAAAAGUUAGUGAAGUUUUAGCUACACACUGCCUCCUGAAUAUUAGUUGUGCCUGGUCCAUGUGGUUUGAUUUACAAAAAAAAAAACCCAAACCAAAACAAAAAUCCAUGAUAAACAGCAAAAAACCCAGAAACAGCACUUAAGCCAGCUGGAUUAAAGAACAGCGAAUUCUGUGGUGUGCAUAAUCCUUUUUUGUCUUUUUCUUCUAUUAUGCUGUAUUUUUUUGCAAGAACAGGCUGAUUUUUAGUCUAUUUUUGUGAGCUUCAUUGUGCUUUUCUUGUAUCUUAUGCAAGUUGACUACUAAUGACUAAUGAGAACAAUAUGAAUGCAUUGUUGCUGCAUUAGUGUAAAGUGAUCUGUGUUUUUUGCACUUAAAGAGGGUAUUCAAGACACUCUAGCUGUGUAAAAAAUAUUUCAUAUAAAAAAGCCACUUCUGUAUUAGUUAAACUGUAUGCUUUUAGUAGGUCUUGUAUCAGUGACAAUACAUCUACAUGGCAUUGAAGGCAGUGCUAGCUUGGAGAGGGUUCAAAUCGCUUCAUAUUGUGAUCUGAAAUUUUAUAUACAAUAUAUCCCCCCCCAAAAAUAUACCUUAUUAAAUAUUUUAUGAUUCA
Tyto alba (common barn owl) is the source of this 3908-nucleotide messenger RNA. RefSeq names its product ubiquitin like with PHD and ring finger domains 2 (gene UHRF2). The coding region runs from base 487 to 2940 and encodes 817 amino acids. The record is from RefSeq and is a predicted model, not a curated record. Gene Ontology annotation, molecular function: metal ion binding; ubiquitin protein ligase activity; protein binding. The transcript is spliced from 16 exons. NCBI's taxonomy places the organism in Eukaryota, Metazoa, Chordata, Aves, Strigiformes, Tytonidae. Gene Ontology annotation, biological process: negative regulation of gene expression via chromosomal CpG island methylation; protein ubiquitination.